Molecule: messenger RNA, 1056 nt
Organism: Lichtheimia ornata
Lineage: Eukaryota; Fungi; Mucoromycota; Mucoromycetes; Mucorales; Lichtheimiaceae
Exons: 2
Coding region: 1-1056 (351 amino acids)
Biological process (GO): regulation of transcription by RNA polymerase II
Molecular function (GO): RNA polymerase II cis-regulatory region sequence-specific DNA binding; DNA-binding transcription factor activity, RNA polymerase II-specific
Source: RefSeq, a predicted model, not a curated record
AUGGAUCACUAUUUUGCAUCACCCAGCUUAUCACCACCUUGGCUCCAAUCCCGAAAGCGUCGUCAUUAUUUGGAAAGUGACAGUGACGAUGAAGAAGAAGAUCAAGUUGACCACAAGCUGCAUCAUCAACAACAGUUACAGCAAGCACCAGCAUGCUUUGGGGCACCAGCAUCACCUGUUGAGCAAUCGCAUCAUCAUCAUCAUCAACUCCAUUACCCAUAUCAGCAACAGCUACCGCACCCGAUCCUUACAAGUAAUGGUGGCUACCACAUGAAUCCCAUUAUUGAUUUCAGCGGGUUCUCGUAUGGUGCAUUGUUCAGUCCUGUUUUAUUCCCGCCGGCACCACCACCAUUGCCUGUGAUAAGCAGCAGCAGCACUACAACCAAUAACAGCACUGCAAGUGCAAACACUAUGAUGCCCCCAUCACCACCUACUACGGUGUCUUAUGUACCAUCUUCUUUGCCUUCCGCAGCAACAUCGCUUCAAACCAAUGUUGGUGAUGCAAGCGAAUCACCUUCAUUAUCCACCAUGGAUACUCGUUCACCAUCUCCAUUGUCGUCAUCUUCAGCUGCUGCUGCUGUUGCUGCUACUGCUGCUGCUGCUGCAAUCGAUGGAUCUGAACCCAUUUUUCAAGCCAAGCCAUCAACAACAGCACCAUCAUCACCAGCAGCAAAGCCUACAACACGGCGAAAAACUACCAAAUCCAAACGAAGCAAAACAUCAUCAUCCAACAAGGAGCGCAAACACGCAGGUCGUAGGGUAUCACCGGAAUCUCCUGAUGACACUGAACAACGUAUAUUCAAAUGCACUGAGCCUACAUGUGGCAAGUUGUUCAAACGAUCUGAACAUGUCAAACGCCAUUAUCGAUCGAUACACUCCAAGGAAAAACCCUAUGAAUGUCCAUACAGCACAUGUCUUAAACGAUUUUCACGAUCGGAUAACCUUAGCCAACACAUUCGAAUCCACCGACAGCAAGUACCCAAGGAUGCUAUGUACAAACAAGUCCCAAGGACGACCGACGACGCAACCAGCACCACUACUUCAUCUCAACGAUAA